This is a messenger RNA of Protopolystoma xenopodis, 765 nucleotides long. The record is from the annotation of a GenBank genome assembly. NCBI's taxonomy places the organism in Eukaryota, Metazoa, Platyhelminthes, Monogenea, Polystomatidea, Polystomatidae.
AUAUACGAGUUUGCUGACGACAGUCUCUUCUAUACCUCGUCACUAUGUGAAUUGCCCAUUGAGGAUAGACCUUCGGCCGAAAAAUGCCUUGAGAAAGUGAACCCAACCAAGGCAACAACAACAACCAUGUCUGACAAGAAGCCGAUGACACCAUCCUUCAUUGAUACUAUUAAGUUGAUGCCUGAUAACGUCCACGUUCGAUUGGGUCCAGACUCUUCCUCCUCGCAGUCGAUUUCUCCCAGUUUUCCGGCUUUACUUGCAACAAGUUCUGUUGCGACACCCUUUGCCGCUUCCUUGGGCACUCAGAGUCACACACACCCUCAACCUGGGGCUCGACAGCCGCUCCAAAUAUCCUCUCAACCACAGCACCUACAGCCUCCUCUCCAAGUGUCUUCUACCGACCAAAUAGUGUCAGCAUCUGAGUCGCGGCCUGUAUAUUUUCCCCUGGGUCAGUCGUUAGGCCAUACAGCUUUGACGCAGUCACCAUUACAGUCGAAAACCUCGACCGCCACAGGACCCUCCAGAACGGAUUAUGAGGCUAAGUCGGAGCACAGUUCUGUCAAGCAAUCUGGCAGACGAGAAGUUAGAAGCGUACUGAAACGCUCGCACACGUUGACUAUACCGGCCGAAGCAGAACAGGUGAUUAAUACAAGAGGUGGAGGUGGCUUUGCCCGUUGCGAUGAUUUGGUCGAGCUGCUCAAAGAUGUCAAUGGCGGUCGCCUUGGCUUGGGCGAUUCGACGAGUGACUUGUCCGACUAUAAGUAG